Camelina sativa (false flax) is the source of this 1416-nucleotide messenger RNA. RefSeq names its product protein ECERIFERUM 26-like. NCBI's taxonomy places the organism in Eukaryota, Viridiplantae, Streptophyta, Magnoliopsida, Brassicales, Brassicaceae. The record is from RefSeq and is a predicted model, not a curated record. Gene Ontology annotation, molecular function: acyltransferase activity, transferring groups other than amino-acyl groups.
GGAGUAGACCAAGAGAUCACUCAGAAUCAUCUUUGCCAAUAUUACUCAUAUACUUACAUCUUUCGUCUCGUAUGGGUCGAGUUCAAGAAGAGGGAAGGGGUCCGGUUCAUGGCUUCCGGUUAUCGACCGUGAGUUCGUCCCGGCCAACAGAGACCGGUACCACUCACGAGCUCACCGGUUUAGACCUCGCCAUGAAGCUCCACUACUUAAAGGUGGUUUACAUUUACUCUGCCGAGACAGCAAGUGACUUGACCGUGAUGAACGUCAAAGCCCCCUUGUUUCCAGUGUUCGAUCAGAUCUCAUGGAUCACUGGCAGGUUAAGGCGGCACGAAUCGGGACGCCCGUACAUAAAGUGCAACGACUGCGGCACACGUUUCGUGGAAAGUCAUUGUGAUCUCACAGUGGACGAGUGGCUCCGUGUACCGGACCGGUCCGUUGAUGAGUCCUUGGUUUACCAUCAACCUGUUGGACCAGAAAUGGCAUUCUCUCCUUUGAUUUAUAUUCAGAUGACCCGGUUUAGCUGCGGUGGAUUAGCUUUAGGCUUGAGCUGGGCUCAUAUUAUGGGAGAUCCAUUAUCGCUUUCUCAUGUCUUCAACUUAUGGGCUCGGGCUUAUGUUGGUGAGAAGAUCCACUGUCCCAAAACCUCUGAGUUAGAAAGAGUGUUUCAAAACCCGAACUCAACGGGCAAAGAACCGGAAUCAAUCAAACGGGUUGACCCGGUUGGGGAUCUAUGGGUCGCUCCAGGUAACAACAAAAUGACAACAUUCUCCUUCAAUUUAACGGUUAACGAGAUUAAAUCACAUUUUCCGGCGACCGGAGAAAACGAAUUCGAGAUUCUCAGCGGGAUCAUAUGGAAAUGUAUAGCCAAAGCGAGAGGAGAAUCAGCUCCGGUUACGAUUACGGUUAUCAAAUCGGAUCCGAACGGGUUAAAACCCAGAGCGGUGAGAAACAGUCAGAUGAUAAGUUCCGUUCACGUCGAUUUCUCGGUGGCGGAGGCGAGUUUGGAAGAGAUUGUGAAAUCGAUCGGUGAAACGAAUGACGAGAGGUUUGGGAUCGAUGAGACUGUUGACGAUGUUACGGAUUUUAUUGUUUACGGAACGAAUUUGACAUUUGUGGAUCUGAGCGGAGUUGAUUUUUACGAGGCGAAAGUUAUGGGGAAGUCGCCGGAAUCGGUUUAUUGUAAUGUUCAGGGAAUAGGUGACGGUGGAGUGGUGGUGGUUAUGCCGGGGGGUGUGGAGGAGGAAGAGAGGGCUGUGACGGUGACGUUAUCGGAUGAUGAGAUUGAGAAGGUGAAAUGUGAAAUGAACAAGUGUGGAUUGAUCACGGUGUUAGUUGUAGCUAACGGUGAAUGACAAAAAAAUGGUUUGGUCUAUUGUUUCAAACAUUGUUUUAUUUUGUGGUAUUUUUUUUUAAAAC